GUAAAAAGGGCUGUAACAGUUUUCUGAUACUUGUAAAAGUAUGCAAUAUUGAAAUUUGUGAGUGUUCGAAGUGCGUGAAACCAACAAUUGAACAUGGAAACUGUUGUGGCUUUCAACAAUGAGCUCUCCGGACUCUAUGACAGCCGACCGCCCAUAUCCAAGGCCAAAAUGGCCGCAAUUACGAAGUCAGCAAUGCGAGCCAUCAAGUUCUAUAAGCAUGUCGUCCAGAGCGUGGAGAAGUUCAUAUUGAAGUGAAAGCCGGAGUACAAGGUGCCGGGCCUGUAUGUUAUCGACUCGAUUGUGCGUCAAUCGCGCCACCAGUACGGGCCCGAGAAGGAUGUAUUCGCCCCCCGCUUCCAGCGAAUCCUCACAGAGACCUUUGCCAAUCUCUUCCGCUGUGCUCCCGAAGAUAAGAGCCGCAUCAUUCGCGUCCUCAAUCUCUGGCAGAAGAACAAUGUCUUCAAGUCGGACGUCAUCCAACCCAUCUUCGAUCUGGCCGACCCCAACCACCCCAUUUACCAUCAAAUGCAAAUGCAAAUGCAAAUGGGCGGUGGAGUCGGACCCGGUGGCAAUGUGGGGCCUGGUCCCAGCAGCAGUGGCGCCCUUAGUCUGGCCGAUAUCUCCAGUGGGCCUAAUGGCCUCAACACCUCUGGAUUGAGCAACAUGGACCUGAGCAUGAACAGUGGCGCGGGAGACGACAAAAUGGGCGGGGUGCCCGAUUUAUCGAUGGGUCAUGAGAAAUCCUACGGUGGCGGUGUCAGCAGCAGCAGCUUAAAGCGUCAUCAUUCGGAUCAGCAUUAUAUGAAGCGUCAAUCGGGAUCGUCCAGCAAGUCGCAUCAUCACAAAUAUAGCAAGACCUCGCACGAAAUCGACUACGAUGUGCGCUCGAUCAUGGACUACGAGGAGGACAACAUGCAGCGGAUGAUGGCCGAUGAUCAUCAUCAUCAUCAUGGCCAUCACUGCAUGGGCGACGACUCGCCCCCUACUUCAUCCAAUCUGCUAGACAACAACAAUCUCAAACAACUGCUCAACGAUCCGAAUGUGCUGCGACAGCUGCAGACACUGCAGAAUUUCCAGAAGUUCAAGCAACAGGAGGAAAACCAAAAGAUGCGCUACCAGGACGAUGCCCUCCAACAGCAUUUGCAGAACGUGUUGAAGGGCACUGCUGGCAUGCCCCCUGGGAUGGGAAUGGGCUUGGGCAUGGGCAUGGGCAUGAACCUCAACCACAGUGAUGGGCAGGACAUGAACAAGGACGUGGAGUUCAUAUCGGAGCAGCAGUCGAUUGAGGAUAGUACUCAUAGUACCCAUAGCAAUAAUAUUCAAAACAAAGUAAAGGAAAGAAACAUGAAAAAGCAGCUAUACGGAACUCCGCGGGAGUCAUCGCCAGGAUUCCGCCGGCUAUGUGCAGACAGCACGCAAAAGUCUUUUUUUGGCGGGAACUCGAACUGCUCUACACCUUCAGGGAGUUUGAAAAAAACUGCCCUGCACAAGAGCCGGCAUAGUUUGUCCGGGCGAUCUACCCAAUCGAUACCCGGCAUCCGGUCGGACUACAAUGUUGUGGAGAGCUUUGGUUUUCCCCUGCCCGUCGUAGUGAACGAGGCAUUGACCUUUGUGGGAUCUGCUGCAGGAGCCGUUUCUGCGAAGGUUGCCCAAAAUGGCUGGGCUUGGGUUGUGCACGGUCGCCGACUUUUAAUUUGGCAGUACAAAGAGACGUCCAAGGGUGCCAAGCAACCUAGACGGGGAGGUGGCUUGUCCCAAUGCCGCGAACUACCACUGCCCUACUCCGAUUUAGGGUACAACAGUGAGUUGAUUAGUGUACUCCAGACAGACGGCCAGCAAAUGGCAUCCUGCAUAGCAGUUUCUGCAACGGGAGAUGUGCGCUAUUGGCCAUAUAUUGCCCACGACGGGAAUAACGUGAAUCUACCGAUCCUAACCGGUCAGGACUUCGUUCAGAUCAUAAAUCUACCAUUGCAACAGGGCUACCUUGCUGUGACCUCAACUUGCACAUUGGUAUUUCUCAGCGUAGGCCUCACCAACGGCCGAUACUCGUUGCAGCACAAGACCAUAAAGCCGCCCACCAGUUUGCUUGGUGGCUUUAGCAAGAAAUUUUCGUCCAUGCUUAUUGGAAUGAACACGGGCAGCGACAAGGAUCCGCUCUUGGUUGGCAUGGGCUGCGAGAGAAAUUCUCCUGAAGGUGAAACCGUGGUGGCUGUGCUGUCGGAUCAUUCGAUCCAGCGCUGGAGUUUGUCAAGCAAAGGGAAUACAGAACAUUUACUCCACGAGAAUGAAGAGGUGGUGCGCCGGAUUCGCGAAGAGUUUAAGCAAAAGUUCUGGAAUCUCCGUACUCCCGCGGACAAUGUGGAAAUCGAGUUGCUUCUGCUGGACUUUCAUAUCGUAGAUGACAAGGCUUACAUAUUGGCUGGAGCUGUUAACGCUGCCCACGCUCCACAGAUGUGCUAUGCCGUUGCUGUGGCCAGUGUCCAAGCGAACAGCAUACUUUUGGAGUCAUUCACACCCCUUAAGUUGAAUAAAUUUUACAACGCCAAGACUAAAGAGGAUUGCGUCAGCCUUCGCUUCAUAAUAGGGAGCAGCCACAUCUACCUCUACACCCCAAAGGUGGUCUAUCCGUUGCUCUUGGCAAACGCCGUACCCACAGCCGAACUUGAGGCGGAGAAGAUUGAAUUUCAUUUGCACGACGAUCGAAUUCUAUGUGCUGCCGUCUGCAGUCGACUGCCGAUGUUCUUUAGCCGCACACACGGACUGGUUUCAAUCACACCCGGCGACUUUGAUGCCAACGAGCUGCAGAAUAUGAGCACCUGCAAUACACCAGAUCUGUUUGCACCAGCUAUGCUCGGUAGUUUCAGUGCACCCGAUCAGUCUACACUGACCGCAGUAACUGGCAGCAGCAACAAUCUGCACAUGUUCGAACUGGAUCCGGAUGAGCUAUACAGCGAUCUAAGUGACGAAGUGGGCCAGUUAAAAGCUGCCUUCGUGUACCACCUGAAGCGUAAUAACAACAUGGUGAAGACAAUUAUCGGGGAGCUUGUGCGCACUGUCAAUGAGCCCGAUCAAUGUGGUGCGCCCUUGGAUGCCUACAAGUUGGAUAGAAUUGUCAUCACAAUAGCGGAGGACUUGGCCGAGGAUUUUCCAAUCGCCGAUCCACGCUGGGAAGAGGCUCUGGGCGAUCACGAUGGCAAUCGUCAUGCGUUGGGGAGCUCACGCUCUAUGCAAAUCAUCAAUCAGCUGCGUGACAAAACCCUUGCCUUCGAUCACUUUGCCUUAUUUCUUCAUGCCAGCGGCGUUUGGAAGAAGCUCAAUGCCAUACCCUGUGGUAGUAAUGUGCUGAAGCCGACAAGCUUUAUUUUGUCCGAUAUUAGCGAGAAAAUAGUGGCUGCCAUGGCACUGCGCUCCUUACAGGCCAAACAACCAAAAAUCAUCGAGCAUGCCAUCGAUGCCACUGUCGCCAUGUGGGAUGAGAAGCCCAAUGGCAACCUAACCACCCAGGAUAUAUUCUAUGUGAAACUGUGCAAAUUCCAGUUUGUAUUCGAGGCGCUAGCCGAAAUGGCUGACAAUCAGAUUUCAGCUCAGAGAGAUACCACGGUAAUGGUGGCCCAAUUUCUCAACGAUACCAAUUCCAUCGUCCUGGAUACACUGGGCCAGGUGUUUAUGCAUCGUGAGCAGCAGGCGAACAACUUCACACCGCACAAUGACAGACUGGCCGCCUGCGAAAACCUUCCCUGGACGGCCAUGUCGGGAAGUGCUGGAGUUCGAGACACUCUCAACCGACUUAUAGACCUCAGCCUGCGCUAUGGUUCUGUAGCGGGCCUGAAGCGACGUAGAAGAAGUCGAUAGGUUUGGCGGGAAGGAUUAAUCGGCUAAGAUUUGAAAGAAAAA
This is a messenger RNA of Drosophila miranda, 3894 nucleotides long. RefSeq names its product nuclear pore complex protein Nup133-like. Gene Ontology annotation, cellular component: nuclear pore outer ring. The coding region runs from base 526 to 3852 and encodes 1108 amino acids. Gene Ontology annotation, biological process: protein import into nucleus; transcription-dependent tethering of RNA polymerase II gene DNA at nuclear periphery; poly(A)+ mRNA export from nucleus. The transcript is spliced from 12 exons. The record is from RefSeq and is a predicted model, not a curated record. NCBI's taxonomy places the organism in Eukaryota, Metazoa, Arthropoda, Insecta, Diptera, Drosophilidae. Gene Ontology annotation, molecular function: protein binding; structural constituent of nuclear pore.